Molecule: messenger RNA, 3061 nt
Organism: Ostrea edulis (European flat oyster)
Lineage: Eukaryota; Metazoa; Mollusca; Bivalvia; Ostreida; Ostreidae
Product: AP-5 complex subunit beta-1-like
Exons: 24
Coding region: 6-2684 (892 amino acids)
Biological process (GO): endosomal transport
Cellular component (GO): AP-type membrane coat adaptor complex; lysosomal membrane
Source: RefSeq, a predicted model, not a curated record
UCAACAUGUCGGGUUCGUGGGAGGAUACUUUGAUCAAAAGCAGACAAGUUAUAUCUUCUGGUGCUUACGACAAGCUGUUUAGCGACAACUAUUUUAUAUUUGAUCUCAUUAAGCUCUUGUACAGUGAAUCAACUGAUGAGAGAAUUAAAUUGGAAUUGUUGGUUCUGAUUGAAGAGUUCAGCCAAGAAGCAGGUGUUCAGACAGCAAAUGUUGACCAGAUUGUGCAGUCCCUCCUGGACGUGUGUCAUCAGCUGACAAAGCGGGGAAGGCAGUUCAACGUCACAUGUCAAAUUCUGACCACUCUAACAACAAUACUGAUUCUGUAUGACCAACAGGAUACAGAUGUAUGCCAGUCAGUUGUGCAGACACUGCUGGCUACAAUUUCUAAUGGUGUUAACGUGACAGAGAAUCGGUUACUACACUCCACAGCCUGCCAAUGUCUGACCCAGCUGGAGGAGGACAGCCCAGGAUUGCUGUGGAGGGAGAAGGAUUCCUUGAUUAAGCUGAUGAGACAGGAGAGGACCAGUGUAUAUGAGGACUAUGUCAUGCUCGUCACUAAGGUUCUGCAGCAUGGGUUCAGUGCCACUGAUGGAAUCUGGACAAAGGGAAAGGAAGUGGAUAGAGUUGUUCCCCUUGAUCCAGCUGAGUACAGACAGAUCAUUUCCCAGAUCAUGGACAAUACCUCGCUAUUCACCCAGGGGGGACUUUGGCACAUAGUACUUGAUCUUGUCAACAUUGUACAGAAUUACCAUGAGAUUUCUGCCACUGUAAGUGUAGUCAACAUUGUACUGAAUUACCAUGAGAUUUCUGCCACUAUAUUUAAACCUAUGAUGCUGCACUACAUGUCCACAUUUGAUACAGCUCUGCUUCAUCUUGUUGUCUUCAUACAGAGUGAGUUUGAGAUGGAAGUCUUAACUGAUGUGGAGGAAAAACAACUACAGAACAGAUUGCUGGCUGGGCUGAACCACCCCUCACUGAUACCUGCUCAGCAACUAUUCUACUGCCACUGGAUAGAGUGCUUAUCACACGUAACUUUGCUGAAUCCUGACGUGUCUGUAGGAAUCUGUGAUGAUCAGCACCAAGUCCUAUUCCCCAGUGUAUUUGACCCCAUUGAUUGCCAGCUGGCCAAACUAGGUCUUCUUAAUUUCUGUUUUCCUUCCUUGGUGAAGGAGGACAAUGGCAAGGCUGCUGCCAUGCUGCUGGCUGGAGUAGGAUAUCUACAUAAACUAGUCUGGCACACAGGAAGUCCAAGAGCAGCCAAGGCACUGUUCCGAGCUCUUUUUUCAAUGUAUCGACGUCACUGUAGCAAGUCUUUCUCUCAAGACAUCAACAGAUUUCUACGAGGUUUGAUAUCAGGAUUUCCGUUUUUCAUUCCACAAGCCCUGGAUUUCAUAGAGAGUCUAAGGGAGAUGACUCCUGACAGUCCUGUUUACUUAGAGAUCCUGCGACUCCUCCAUCACCAGGUAAUCAGUACUCCACAACAACAGGCUGCUCAGCACUGUUAUUUCUACCUCCAGGUGCUGAAGAGGGCAUCACUACAGACAGAGAUACCACCUCAGGUGCAGGUACAUUGUGUGUUGCAGGGCACUGUUAGAUUCCUGUCCUAUCUUGCUGAGAAUUCUCUGAGUAUUGAUGAAGGGAGCUGGAGACUAGGGACAUCCAUCUUAGUUGUGUGUCAGAACAUCUUAGUUUGUCAUGGAACCAGAAACUUAUAUACAGACAUAGGUGACUUGCUGUUUUACCUAAUGGUUAACUACCGGGACACAGAUAUAAAGGACAAAGCCAGAUUUUAUUACAUGUUAAUUACAUCCUCAACAGAUGAAAAGAUAUGCAUGAUUAUUCAGCCAACAACAGAUUCUCACUUAUUUCACCAAGAAGCCAUUUCUAAUCUAUUGCCAAACAACAAAGCCAGGGGUCACAGCAGUGUUGUAGAUCUUGAAAAGUCAAUUUUCCAUCUGGAAAAAUUGAAGGUUCAGGCAGAAUUUUUUUGGAAUAAUGAUUACAAAGACACAGAUGAUGGAAAGAUAGGUGAUCUGAAGACCUAUUACCAGACCCUGAACAAGUACAGAACUGUAUUAAAAACUGUCCACAGGAUAUCUCUGGCGGAAUCUGGCCCAAAGGGUGUUUUAGCCUUGUGUAUAUACUUUGAAGAUGACUCCAGUUAUCAACCUGUAAAAGAAGUUCGAUUCCCCAGAAUAAAUAAAGAAGCAUUGUACAAAUUUGAUCUGGACAUAAUUCCUUUAAUUCCACUUCCAACAAAGAAAAUGACAAGAUGUGAAUUUGUGGAUGGAGACCAAACAUUUAGAUGUCGGGUAUCAGACCUUGAUAUAGCUAAAGAAGACCUGUUUUUCCCCCUUCCUGUAGAAAUCACCUCCCCAGCAGAUAAAGAAAGGGAUUUUCAGACCCUCUGGGACUGGCUUGCAGAGGAUGUCAAACAAGAAGGGUCUACAUGUUUGGAGUCUGUUAUGACAGUACAGAAACCUAUGGCAAACUUUUUGUCAUCAGUAAAACCGUGUCUAAGAACCUGCCAAGUCUCACAAGGUGCUGACUUUGUCAAAUAUGGCGUAUUUCUACCUCCGAAUAAACAUCUACUGAUCAGUGUGACGUCACAGAACGACUAUGUCAUUAUGAAGUUAAUCACAGAUUUCUACCAAAGCCUGCUGUUCAUCAGACAACUGAUUUAAAAGUUUGAAAAAUAAGUUCAGAACUGAAAAGUGUAAUGAGAGUAAGUUAAAGACAAAUUAUUUUCCAUUUGGAUUUCAGAGAUGCUUUGGAGACAUUCAACACCCAUUUUAUCGACUUUUAAAAAUGUAUCAUGACUAGUUCAUUAUUUCUGAGAUGAAACUCAGUCAAAGGAACAUCGAUCAUUUAUUAAAUAAAAACACAUUUAGUUAAUGAUGUGAAGCUCUGUGUAGUUUACUGUAAUUCGUUUACAAAAUAUAUAUACCUGGUAGUCUAUUUUCAGAUGUAUAUGUUAUAUCCAUUUUAUAAAGUAAAACAAUGUCUUGAGUGCUAUUUGUCAAAAUGCCAUUUUUGCUUAAACUGAUUAUUUGAGGUUGAA